ACUCUCUCUCUCUCCUCUCUCUCUCUUCUCUCUCUCUCUCUCUCUCUCUCUCUCUCUCUCUCUUCGCCGGCUUCCUCGCCAUGGAAGACGACCAGAGGGUUUCAGAUCUAGUCAAAGAACUAGUCCACCGCUUACUCUCCUCUCGAUCCGACUCACAAACCCCAACUUCUUCACACCACCACCAACAACAAGCUCUCAAGUACGCCAUUCGCAUCCUCUCCAGCCGAAUGACGCCGUCGAUUUCCUCCGACUCCGCCGCCAUGGCCGAGUCCAUCAAGCGCCACCUCGCCACCCAAGGUAAAUCCUCCGAUGCCCUAACUUUCGCCGAUCUUUACUCCAAAUUCGACUCAAAAACCGGCCCCGGUAGCGUUAAUAACAAGUGGUCUGUUCUCUACAUGCUCAAAGUCAUCUCCGAGGAUCGGAGUAACCGUAAGGUCCGGUCUGAUUCUAGGGUUUUGACGGGGCUUUUUGCUUCGGCGGUUUCUGGUGGGUUGCCGGCAUUGUUUGAUGCUGAUAGAACUGAUGAUAAUUCUAGGGUUUUUGGUGAAAGGGAAACGGUAGGAAAGAGUUGGAGAGAUGGGGUGGGGAACGAUAAUUCUAGGGUUUUGCGUGACCCGGAAAUCGCGGGGAGGAGUUGGAGUGAUGGUGUGGGAAAUGAUAGGGUUUUGCAUGGUCGAGGAGCUCUUGAAAAGGUUUGGGGAGAUGGGGUUGGAAAUGAUAAUUCUAGGGUUUUUCGUGGUCGCGGAACGUUAGAAAAGGGAUGGAAUGGUGGGGUUUUGAUGGUGUCGAAAGACCCAGAAAAUAUUCGCGAUAGGGCGUAUAGGGAAUUUACGAGUUUGUUAAAGGAAGAGAAUGAGGUGACUGAAGAGGUUUUGGUUAGGGAUGUGUUGUAUGCUUGUCAGGGGAUUAAUGGGAAGUUUGUGAAAUUUGAUGAAAAAGUUGACGCGUAUGCAUUGCCGGAUGGUGUUAGGGUACCAAGAGCUACAAGAAUUAUGGUGAGGAAGCUUUGUGAACUCGGGUGGUUGUUUAGGAAGGUUAAGGGGUAUAUUUCAGAGAGUAUGGAUCGAUUUCCAGCUGAAGAUGUUGGGACGGUUGGUCAAGCCUUUUGUGCUGCAUUGCAAGAUGAGCUCUCCGAGUAUUAUAAGUUGUUGGCUGUGCUUGAAGCGCAGUCCAUGAAUCCCAUCCCUUUGGUGUCAGAGACUGCCACUUCAGGGAACUAUCUUUCUCUUAGGAGACUUUCUGUUUGGUUUGCCGAGCCUAUGGUGAAAAUGAGGCUAAUGGCUCUUCUUGUCGAUACUUGUAAGGUUUUAAAAGGUGGUGCAAUGGCAGGGGCGAUUCAUAUGCACGCUCAACAUGGGGACCCGCUUGUGCACGAAUUCAUGAAGCGAUUGCUUCAUCGUGUUACUUCUCCUCUUUUUGAAAUGGUGAGAAGUUGGGUUUUGGAAGGGGAGCUUGAAGAUAUUUUUGCUGAGUUUUUUGUUGUGGGUCAACCUGGGAAAGGAGAAUGUCUAUGGAGGGAAGGUUAUAGUCUUCAUGAUGGAAUGCUUCCUUCUUUCAUAUCACAAUCUCUUGCUCAGCGCAUUUUGAGAACUGGCAAAUCCAUAAAUUUCCUUAGAGUUUGCUGUGAGGAUCGUGGUUGGGCAGAUGCUGCAACAGAAGCUGCUGCAGCUGCGGGGACUACAACUACAAGAGGUGCUCUUGGUUAUGGUGAGACCAAUGCAUUGGAAUCUCUCGUAACUGAAGCAGCUAAGAGAAUAGAUAAGCAUUUGAUGGAUGUCAUGUAUAAGCAGUACAAAUUCAAAGAACAUUGCCUUGCGAUUAAGCGUUAUCUUCUGCUUGGACAAGGUGAUUUUGUUCAGUACCUAAUGGAUAUUGUUGGGCCAGAGCUAUCUGAGCCUGCUAACACUAUUAGCUCAUUUAAACUUGCUGGGUUGUUGGAAAGUGCAAUUCGGUCAUCUAAUGCACAAUAUGAUGAUCGUGAUAUACUGGAUAGGUUGAGGGUCAAGAUGAUGGCACAUAAUACUGGAGAUAGGGGAUGGGAUGUUUUUUCUUUGGAUUACGAGGCAACUGUUCCACUAAAUACUGUAUUCACGGAGUCUGUAAUGGGAAGGUAUUUAAGAAUCUUCAAUUUUUUGUGGAAGCUUAGACGGGUGGAGCAUGCACUAAUUGGGGCAUGGAAGACAAUGAAACCGAAUUCUGUUACUUCUCAUUUUUUCAAUAAGCUUCAAAAUGCGGUUAGGUUGCAGUUACUUAUGACAUCAAGAAAGUGCCAGGUUCUUUGGGACGACAUGAAUCAUUUUGUUACGAAUUUGCAGUACUAUAUUAUGUUUGAAGUCUUGGAGGUGUCGUGGUCUAAGUUUCUCAACGAAAUGGAAGUUGCUAAAGAUCUUGAUGAUCUACUUGCGGCACAUGAGAUCUAUCUGCAUUCGAUUAUUGAGAAGUCUCUACUUGGAGAACGGUCUCAAACUCUUUAUAAGACUCUGUUUGUUCUGUUUGACCUAAUCUUACGAUUUCGGAGCCAUGCGGAUCGGCUAUAUGAAGGAAUUCAUGAGUUUCAAGCCAAAACGACCGAGUCCUCUCGAGACAAGAGCAAAUCACGAUUACACCUGAAUGAUAAAACUUCAAAGCCUGGGUCAUGGGUCAGUGAAGGACGUAAGGCCCUAACACAACGUGCUAUUGAAUUUCUCCGAAACAUAGAGCAAGAUCUAGAUGCAAUUGGCAAGGAGUAUUCUUCAUUGCUUGAGGGGUUUAUUUCUCAGUUGCCAGUGCAGAAGCACAUUGACUUGAAGUUUCUCCUUUUCCGGCUUGACUUCACUGAAUUUUAUAGCCGGAUGCACCCUUAGAAGUAAAUCAAGAUUGCAGUACAGUGUUUUGGUUCAGCAAUUUAUUAACAAGCCAAAAUGGUACGGAUUCCUACUGAUUCACCAAUGGCUAACAAGUGUAUGGCCAACUAUCCUACAGUGCCCAGCUGACUUCAGGACCUAAUACUUGCUUUCUACGAUUUGUUUUUAGAUGACAUUUGUUCUGGAUAGUGUGUGGAUUGUGGAUGCUUUUAAGAUUGAGUCGAAGGUAUACUGUUGUCACUAGGUCAGUGUGUCAAUAUAGCUGUAUACACGUAUUGUAUUGUGUCUGAUGGUCAGUGACGGAUUGAUGUUUUCUUGCGGCUGUUGCAAGUUGUUUAUUUUUGAGCUGAUAUAUCUGUACAAUAGGUCUAUUUGCCUUAACGACAAGUUAUGUGCUAAUUGUUCUGUUUGCAUCAA
Messenger RNA from Rhododendron vialii, 3260 nucleotides. Its product is annotated as gamma-tubulin complex component 3. Gene Ontology annotation, molecular function: microtubule minus-end binding; gamma-tubulin binding. Lineage: Eukaryota; Viridiplantae; Streptophyta; Magnoliopsida; Ericales; Ericaceae. Gene Ontology annotation, biological process: meiotic cell cycle; spindle assembly; cytoplasmic microtubule organization. The transcript is spliced from 3 exons. The record is from RefSeq and is a predicted model, not a curated record. The coding region runs from base 81 to 2843 and encodes 920 amino acids. Gene Ontology annotation, cellular component: gamma-tubulin small complex; spindle pole; centrosome.